Molecule: messenger RNA, 1092 nt
Organism: Thermothielavioides terrestris NRRL 8126
Lineage: Eukaryota; Fungi; Ascomycota; Sordariomycetes; Sordariales; Chaetomiaceae
Product: glycoside hydrolase family 28 protein
Exons: 3
Coding region: 1-1092 (363 amino acids)
Biological process (GO): pectin catabolic process
Cellular component (GO): extracellular region
Molecular function (GO): polygalacturonase activity
Source: RefSeq, a predicted model, not a curated record
AUGUCUUCUUUGGCCCUGCUUCUUUCCCUCAGCGCCCUGGCGGCGUCCAACCCGCUCCCCGCCAAGCUGGCCGACCGAGAUAGCUGCACGUUCACCGAUGCUGCAUCUGCCAUCAAAGGCAAGACGAGCUGCAGCACCAUCACGCUAAGCGGAAUUACCGUCCCCGCUGGCACUACGCUGGACCUGACUGGUCUUAAGGACGGCACUCACGUCACCUUCUCUGGAACAACCACGUUCGGCUACAAGGAGUGGUCCGGGCCUCUCAUCUCCGUGUCAGGCAACAACAUUCUCGUUGAUGGCGCGCCUGGCCACAUCAUUGACGGCAAUGGAGCAGCGUGGUGGGAUGGCGAGGGCAGCAACGGCGGCAAGACUAAGCCCAAGUUCUUUUUUGCCCACAGCAUGACGAACUCCAACAUCAAGGGUCUCAGCGUCAAAAACACGCCGGUUCAGGCCUUCAGCAUUAACGGCGCCACCAAUCUUGGCUUGUACGAUAUCCACAUCGACAACUCUGCGGGAGACAGCCAGGGGGGCCACAACACCGAUGCGUUCGAUGUCGGUUCUUCAACCGGUGUCUACAUCUCUGGCGCCAUCGUGAAGAACCAGGACGACUGUCUUGCCAUCAAUUCGGGGACCAACAUUACCUUCACUGGAGGGCAGUGCAGUGGCGGGCACGGCCUUUCCGUUGGCUCAGUCGGCGGCCGGUCGGACAAUACUGUUAAGACGGUGCGCAUUCUCAACUCGUCCGUUAGCAACUCGGAGAACGGUGUGCGUAUCAAGACGGUCUACGGCGCAACGGGCUCGGUUUCGGAUGUUACGUACUCGGGAAUCACCCUUUCGGGCAUCACCAAGUACGGUAUCGUGAUUGAGCAGGACUACGAAAACGGCUCGCCAACCGGAACUCCGACCGGCGGUGUUCCUAUCACAGAUUUGACUCUGUCCAGUGUGACCGGGACGGUUUCAUCAAGCGCAACCAACAUCUACAUUCUCUGCGCCGAGGGCGCAUGCUCAGACUGGACCUGGUCCAAUGUCAGCGUCAAGGGCGGCAAGACGUCUACGAAGUGCUCUAAUGUCCCGAGCCCGGCCACAUGCUAA